Molecule: messenger RNA, 2886 nt
Organism: Lobosporangium transversale
Lineage: Eukaryota; Fungi; Mortierellomycota; Mortierellomycetes; Mortierellales; Mortierellaceae
Product: GDP dissociation inhibitor-domain-containing protein
Exons: 8
Coding region: 194-2746 (850 amino acids)
Biological process (GO): protein geranylgeranylation; vesicle-mediated transport; small GTPase-mediated signal transduction
Cellular component (GO): Rab-protein geranylgeranyltransferase complex; cytosol; nucleus
Molecular function (GO): GDP-dissociation inhibitor activity
Source: RefSeq, a predicted model, not a curated record
GUCUUUUUCUCACCUCUUUCUCGUUCAAACUGUCGUCAUCUCGUCCAAGUUGCCCCCACAUUUUACGCCAUAAAAAAAGUAUAAACAAUCUUAUUAACAUCCUUCAUCCUUAGAUCCACCUUGUAUAUACUUUUAAAAGAAACAGAUCAAAUCAAAGAACUCUUUAUUUUUCCCCCUUUUUUUUAACUUUCAAAUGUUGUUGCGUCUGCCUUCAAUUCAUUUUCAUUCUCAUUCCCAUUCUCAUUCCACCCCUACAUCAGCCUCAGCAACAACGGCUUCAUCGGCUUCUACCUGCACGUUUGUUUUCCCCGGCGUCAGUAGUACGCCAGCAACGUUGUCUCGUGCCAACUCUUCCUCCAGUCUAGCAUCCAACGUGCCUGAGCUAUCAACAGCACGUGGACUGCAUGACACGAGUAACUUACCUCUUUCCUCGUCCUUGUUGCAGAUUGAGCAACAACAACACCAGAAAAGCGUUCAGGCCACUCUUGCUUGCAACUCAUAUCCUAUCUCGGCUCUAUUAACUCCAGCACCACACCUUUCUAAUAACAAAACCACAUCAUAUUCUCCCACUGCCAAUAAGAAACCUCUCCAUUACUCGUACUCAUUCAUGGCGGACAUAGACAAACUCGACAAAACCGUCUUUGACGCCAUUAUUCUUGGUACAGGCUUCACACAGACCAUUGUAGCUGCCGCACUUGCUCGCGCUGGAAAGACAGUGUUACAUCUCGAUGAGAAUGACUACUAUGGUGGCGAAUCCGGUGCCUUCGGUUUCCGCGAUCUUUUAGCCUGGGCAGACAAGAUCUCUUCUACCUUCUCCGACAACGCGUUGACUCAUGAUAACAAGGACAAGAUCGAGUUUGAAAAGUCGGUCUCUAGGGCACAUAGCCAUGUUGAGGUACAGCUCUACAAAGACGACAAGAGCAAUGAUACUGUUAUUGACUUGGCUUCAGUUAUCGCCUCCCACAAGGAUUCGUCGGUAGAAGAUCGCAUAAAGGCUGUCAGUGACCAUAUCACAACUGCAUAUCAGUCAAAGGGACAAUCCAAGGAAGAAAAGGAAGCCAUCCAUAUCUUAGCUUCCUGGGCAUCCGGUACUGGCUCUGUAGCCACAGCAGCCAACUUUUCAUCCGUAUCAUUCUCUCAGGUUCAUGCUCUCGAAGAGUUCCUCAAAACCUCUCGCAAAUACAACUUUGAUCUCUCGCCAAAGUUGCUCUACUCGCGUGGAUCAUUGACCAAUCUGCUUAUCUCCUCUGGAAUUGGCAAAUACCUUGAGUUCAAGCUGUUGGAACGAACUGCUGUAUAUGAAGCGCUUACGGACAAAGUUGAGAUGAUGCCUACAUCCAAAGAGGAUGUCUUUGUCUCGAAAGCAUUAUCCUUGAAGGAAAAGAGACAGUUGAUGAGGUUUUUACAGUUUGCUGUCGACUACGAAAACCAGAAGGAGGUUUGGAGAGAUUAUAAGGAUGCGCCAUUUACUCAAUUUGUCCAGAACGCCUACGGAUUGUCAGACAAAGUUCUGACGGCCGUUGUUUAUGCCAUUGGAUUUGAUGGAAAUGAUGAAGCCACGACCACUGACGGCCUCAAGUCCGUUAAAGUCUAUCUUCAGUCAUUGGGACGUUACGGUAACUCGGCAUAUUUGUGUCCUCUUUAUGGUGUUGGCAGCGAGCUUGCUCAAGCAUUCUGCAGAGUAUCUGCAGUCUAUGGCGGAAUCUACAUGUUGCAACAUGAACUGGAUAAACAUAACGUGGAUAGGAACACGAAUCAAUGGAAAUCCGUUGUUGAUCACACAGGCCAAGCCCUGCAGGCCAACCAGUUGAUUUGUACACGCGAAUACCUUUCCAGAGACAUGGAUGCGUACAUUGAGGCGAGAACCCUGAACAAAUCCUACGUUUCUCACUGUAUCUUGGUCACGGAUCGCUCUGCGUUUGGGGAAACAACUCUCUGCAAGACGCUGUUCCCAAUGGGAUCUUUAGUCCUCAACGCAGGAGAAACACCUGCCCGCAAGAAUGAACACACCAUAUCUGUGUUGCAAUUGUGUGGCGGCACUAUGUCCUGUCCUACUGACCGCUAUAUCCUCUACUUCUGGGCAGAAUCAGACACACCAGAUGGAACAGCCAAGGAAGAACUGACUGCUGCGAUCAGAAAACUUGUACACAUCCCUGGAGAUCCAUUAUCCCUAAAAGCUCCCUCAUCUGCCUCCGCAUCUGAAUCUGAGGCAAAUGCUGCCUCAGCAACAGCAGCCAAUCCUGCCGGUGGAUCGGCAGUUGAGGAAGCUCAGCCAAGAAUGAGCUUAGAUCAGGAAUUGGAUAUGGAUCAGGUGCAUGAAGAGAUCCUCAAGGCUGAGAAGAAGCUAUUUGAAGAGAUUGAGAAUAAUAAUCCUGUAGCUGCUGGCUCUACAGCACCAGCGUCGUCGUCGCCAAACACUGAAUCCCCCAGCAAGGCGCUGUCAACCAAAGCUCCUCAAAAUUCUAAAUCAUCCUCAGCGCUGUCAACUGUGUCAACAGUGGCGCCACGAGCAUUGUUCUCAUUGUUUUAUAAGCGCACGACAUCGUGGCCUCGUGUCCCUUAUCCAAUUGGAUCUGAGAAUUUGACACCUCUUCCUGAGAAUAUUACAGUGCUGAAACCUAUGAACCAUAGCUUAGACUUUGAGGCAGCCACUGAGGAAGCAAGAGUAGUGUUUGAGAGGCUGUGUCCUGGAGAGGAGUUCUUGCCACCAACGCCAGACCCAGAAGAAGGAGAAUUUGGAUACUAAUGAAAGUUGGUAUGUGAUAUAAAUAAUUGACGUGCAGUAACAGAGGAAGAACUAGCAAAGAAUAAAAUUGUAUAUCAAUUUAGAAUGUAAAGGAAGAACUUUGUGGAAGUUUACUAUAGUGCUCCCGACGAGUGUAGUCA